Molecule: messenger RNA, 2207 nt
Organism: Blastomyces dermatitidis ER-3
Lineage: Eukaryota; Fungi; Ascomycota; Eurotiomycetes; Onygenales; Ajellomycetaceae
Product: phosphotransferase enzyme family protein, variant
Exons: 2
Coding region: 60-959 (299 amino acids)
Source: RefSeq, a predicted model, not a curated record
ACUCUCUCAGUUCCCGUAAUUCUUGGUAUUAUCAACAACCCGAGACGAUUCAUAACAAGAUGCCCAUUAAACAACAAAUUCAACUGUCAGCGACCCUGAAUGCAAUGCAAACAGAGAUGGACUUUCUUGACUCCUCCUUCUUCACCAAAGCAGGCCAUAAGAGCUUGCCAACUGCUGCAGAGGUUGGCUCCCUCUCAGAACAGUUCAACAAACAUCCACGGCCCGCACCAGUUAAAUUUGAGCAUCUAAAUCUUCUUGUCAAGUUUGGGCCGUCUGUGGCAGUUGAAGAAGCCCUAACUCUCCGCAUGCUUCGAAUGUCUUUCACUGAGAAGAUACCUGUCCCGGAGGUGUAUGGUUGGAGAGUUUAUCAAAACUCUGUGUUCAUUUAUAUGGAGCUUAUUCAGGGAGACACGCUCCAUGAUCGAUGGGAUUCUCUCAAUGAGCUGGAUAGGAACUUUAUUUGCGGCCAGUUACGGGAGAUUAUUUCUUCCCUUCGGCAAAUUGAGCCAGAUCCUUGCGACUCAUUUAUUGGAUCCAUCAACCGCGCAUGUUUGCACGAUUAUGUCUUUGCAACCAUCCCUCAAUCAGGCCCUUUUAAAAAUGUGAAAGCAUUCAAUGACUGGUUUUCUUCUCUGCCUCAAAGCUGGCUUCCUGAUUCAAAGAGAUAUCGGGAUCCUUAUCAAGACUAUCUACCAGACAAUGGGGCCAUCAGGUUGACUCAUGGAGACUUGCAUCGGGGCAAUAUUCUAAUUUCACCAGCUGGUCACCCACGUGUCCUUGCUGUAGUUGAUUGGGCUCAUGCUGGUUGGUACCCGGAAUACUGGGAGUAUUGCAAGGCCUUAUACACAUCAGACUAUAAGGGGGAAUGGCGCAAUGUUUGGAUUCCCAAAUUCUUAACUGCGUACGAGCCUGAGUUUGCUGCUUUUGGUGAAUAUGUGCUGCAGAUUGGAGCAGUGUAAGUAUUGAUGUUGUACUUAGCCUUCUAAAUUACAUUUGUCAUGAUCAUUUACCGAGCUUUUCUUUCCAAUAUCCUUCAUAAGCUAUGUACUCGAGUGUGCUUCACCCUGUACUGAUGAUUGACCAGAGAAACAAUUGCUAAAUGCCAGAAAUCAAAAUGAAAAAUGGGAUUUACUAAUAAGGGCCUCGUUGACCAGUUGAAACUCCGCAGUAGCUCAUAUCAGAAAACAAAAAUAAGCAACAUGAUUCAAAUUCAAACAGGGCCAGCCCAGUAUCACAAUCAACAGUAACAAUUAUGGCAUUUCAUUUCACAUUCAAUUAUGCGCAAAUUCUGAGUUCACUGACCCCUGCCUCGACCACGCCCGCCGCCAACCGGGUUCAAGCCAACACCGUGAUUUGGAGGAUCGCGUGCAGACUGAACAAUCUGGAUCGCAUUUUCAUUGAGAUAUUGAUGAUGGACUAGAUGGUGUACAUAGUCCAUUGUCCAUUCUUGGCACCUUCUGUUGGUGGUCUAGAUUUCUUUGGUGUAAGCAAUCGUGCCUAUGUAAACAAAAUCCGAGAGCAACUUACAUCAUUGACAGGAGCCAGGAAGUUUUGGCUAAUUGCUGAUGGAGGAAUCUGCGUCGCUGCAACUUCAAUUGCACACUUGGGGGAGGAGUCUGUGACCAGCGGGGCCUGAGGAUCCGAAUCUGGAACAAUGUGUUGAGAGUUGAUUUGCCUGAUCGCAAGUCUGGUAUAUAGCUGCAGGGUUAAGUUGAUCGCAUAGUUCCGCUUAAACUCCAGCCGGUAGCCGGCCAUCGGGGCGCCAACAAUGUGGAUCAUGGUUCCGCGAUCCUGAUCGGAAGCAGUAGGUACAAAAAUCGCAAAAUGGGCACGUUGGCUUGCCGUGUUGCGGUACGCGAUAAGAGAAACGUUUCAAGGGGCCAUUCUGAAUGAAAACGAACUAGCAAUUAGACAACUAGAGUUGUCGAGAAGGCGCGUGAGUUAAAGGCAGUGGAGGUAGAUAUAGCAAAGGACAAAGCAGAGGCUUGAUGUUGGAGACUGUUCUUUCUUUCCAUUCUCAAAGGAAUCUGCGGCCUUAAAUAUUCCAUUCGGGUCUUCUGAAAGGACGUAACCGCCCGUAACAGAGAAUUAAAAAUAUCCAAGUAUGGGUGCUUGCUGGAACAGGAGUCAUCUGCCAUCAUAGUAGCGCUGACAAAAAUCCUAAACUUGAUCCGGGCUGCGGGAGAAUUGAUUGAGAGCGAAUCGGC